GGAGGCGGAGGCGCGGAGCCUCCCCCGCGAUGGCAAUUCCGUUAUUUCUGCCUCAAAAGGCCCCAAAUGCCAAACCCCCCAACACUUAUCGUCUACACUCUACACCAAAAACACGAAAAAAAAUGAUAUUCUAAUCGCAGGACACGACUUCCAUUGGACAAUAAAUUCUCUCUUAUUUCAGAUUAGAUCUACGGCAUAGAUAAUGGCGCCGAAGUGGAUGAACUAGGGUCUCGCGGUUGCCUCUUUGCGGUUGUGUGCGUGGAGUUUGGGGUUGUUCUUGAAGGGGCGGUAUUGAAAUGGCGACUGCGAACCCGUUUGAUUUAUUGGGGGAUGAUGAUGCGGAAGACCCCUCGCAGCUGAUCGCUGCGCAGCAGUUGAUCGCUGCGCAGCAGCAGAAGCCGGCGUCGGCGCCGGCGCCGAAGAAGGCCUUGGCUACGUCUCAAGCUACGGCGCAGCAGAAGGUGGCACCGGCUGCAAAGAUGCCGUCGAAGCCUCUCUCUCCAGCCCAGGCUGUGAGGGAGACAAAGAAUGAAACUGGGCGAGGCGGAGGUCGAGGCAGUGGCCGUGGAUAUGGGCGAGGUCGUGGUGGUGGAUUUAAUAGGGACUUUGUCAACAAUGAGAAUGUGUUCAGCAAUAGUGGAGUUCCUGGUGGUCAAGGUGCCAUUGAAGAUGUUGAUGGUGGAAAUGCCUCUGAAAGGCGUGGCUAUGGUGGACCUCGUGGUGCUUAUCGUGGUGGUCGUCGUGGUGGUUUUAACAAUGGAGAAGUAGGGGAUGGGGACCGCUCUCGUAGGGUAUAUGAACGCCGUAGUGGCACUGGGCGUGGAAAUGAAUUCAAGCGUGAAGGGUCUGGUCGUGGAAAUUGGGGAACUGAGACUGACGAGGUUACUCGGGUAACUGAAGAAGUUAAUGAAAGCGAGAAGGCUGUUGAGAAGCCCCCAAGAGAGGAAGAUGCAGUGGAUGACAACAAGGAGAGCCCUAUAAAUGAAUCUGAGGAAAAAGAGCCUGAGGAUAAGGAGAUGACACUUGAGGAGUAUGAAAAGGUGCUGGAAGAGAAGAGGAAGGCUUUGCAGGCACUCAAGACCGAGGAAAGGAGGGUUGAUGUUGAGAAAGAGUUUGGAACCAUGCACCAACUUUCAAACAAGAAGCGCAAUGAUGAUGUCUUCAUCAAAUUGGGCUCUGAUAAGGAUAAGCGGAAAGAAAUUGCUGAAAAGGAAGAGAGAGCCAAGAAGUCUGUCAGCAUAAAUGAGUUCUUGAAGCCAGCUGAAGGGGAGAGGUACUACAACCCAAGUGGUCGUGGCCGGGGGCGUGGUCGCGGUUCCAGAGGGGGAUUUAGUGGAGGCAACACAAUAAGCAGUGUGGCAGCCCCUUCCAUUGAAGAUCCUGGGCAGUUCCCAAUCUUAGGUGCCAAGUGAGGUUUUAUCCUACCCCAGUUUUAAUCUCUUUGGUUUUUCCUAUAUUGGGUUCUUUCCUUUGAUCUUUGACCAGGAAGUUUAACUAGAAUAAUGGGGUUUCCUGUAUCAAAGGGAUUUCUUAAAUUUUAUGCAGCAUUUAAAGUGUAAAUUUCAAGUGUUUUGUUAUGUGUUUUUUUUUUUUCUGUAGUUUGGGUGGUAUGUUUUAUCAACUGUUCUGAGGAUUUGAGGCAUAUUUAACAAUUUAUUUUUGAUCCGAAUUUUAUUAUUGCUCA
This is a messenger RNA of Malania oleifera, 1684 nucleotides long. Its product is annotated as RGG repeats nuclear RNA binding protein A-like. The record is from RefSeq and is a predicted model, not a curated record. The transcript has 8 exons. Gene Ontology annotation, cellular component: cytoplasm; nucleus. The coding region runs from base 297 to 1412 and encodes 371 amino acids. Lineage: Eukaryota; Viridiplantae; Streptophyta; Magnoliopsida; Santalales; Ximeniaceae. Gene Ontology annotation, molecular function: RNA binding.